Messenger RNA from Cyanistes caeruleus (blue tit), 11716 nucleotides. Lineage: Eukaryota; Metazoa; Chordata; Aves; Passeriformes; Paridae. The record is from RefSeq and is a predicted model, not a curated record.
UGGAAGGAGAGAGGUGAACUGUAGGUUCUGCAGGAGAGGACUGAACCUGGGUGUGCAGGGCCUCAGGCAAAGGCUUUGGCUGCUCAGUUGAGCUGGUGCUAGAGUCUCUUCCAUCUGGAAAUCAGCCGUGCCCGUGUCUUUCACAAGAGCAGGAACGACACAGCGUUCACAGAGCACUGCUGGCUCUCUAGGUAACACCUACGGCACGGGGCCCUGGUGACUCAUGCACCGUUCAGCUUUGGUUUAGGAUCUCAGCGGGGUUUAAACACCAGGUGUCAGAGGAGCAGCGAGUAUUGUGGAAAAGGGAUGUCUAUUCCUUUGUACAAAUGAAAUCAAAGGUGAACCUGGUGGAUUCAAAGCGCAGAAAGUUAGGUGCUUUUCAGUGUUGAGCCAUCUGCUUCAUGAAGGAAUGGAACAAAGGAUCCCAGCAUGAGGUCGCUUUAUCCCACUUCAACUGGUGCUUGCACUUGGGCUUCAACAAGUACAGCUAUGCUGAUUUAAAAAAGUAAUACUAGUAAUAAAUAGACUCUAAAUAUUGGUAACACUUUCAAGUGUAAAGGAGAUUAAAAGUGAAUGCAGCUUUUGAAUAGUUAGAAAAACAGAUGCCAUUCGAACCAGUUCUGGGAGAAGUGUAAUUAGCUGAAGUCAUUUUCACAGGUAAGAUUUUGCAUUUAAAGGGACUGUGGUUUCUGGUUACUUCCAUUUCUAUGUGGUCACUGUGGAGUUACAUUAGGGAUGCCUGUUUGUCUGAAAGUGUUGACUGCUGCUCUUUGAAACUUGGAAUUCCUGCAGAGUUUUUUCCACUGUCUGUUCCUGAAAAAUCUGAACAAUCUAAGAAAACUCAAGCGAUAACACAGGCCUGAUGCUUAAAUUCAGGCUUUGUAAACUACUGCCUUUUGAAUUUAUAUCUGCAAACAGAAAAAGUUGCUUUCUGUACUUGUGUGUUAAAUUCAUGUUUAUUUUUUUCUUGAGAAACAUCAAUUCUUACUGUCAGUGAUACAGCAUCAAUAUUGUCAGCCAGUGAGUGAAUGAACUGCUUCUGAUAAUUUUGUCUUUAAUGGAGUAUUUUGAUAGAGUGGCUGCAGUGGAUAUUGCUGUGACAGUCAGACUGUCCCUGUGUGUUCACCUGUGGAUGUGCUGCCAAGAGGGAGUGUCAGGAGUGCCUGCCUGGGCACUGGUGGGGUGCUGGGCCACCCUUGUUGCUGACAGGGUGGUUUCACAGCAAGUUUUCAGCUGGAUGCCUCAAGGAGGGAAUGUGAUGUCCUGCUCACCUUGCUGCAGGAGCCCCAGUCACAGCUGACAGGGAUAGCAGUGUGAAGCAAAGCAAGGAAGAUGCAGUUCAACUGGCCAAAUCCUAUCACUGAUCCUGUAAACAUUUUGUGACUUAAACCUGGUGAGGGACAAUCCUGAGGCAAGAUUUUUUAAACACAGGUUGAGUCCCAAGAAGUAUUGUCUUACCUGGAGCUCCUGGAGGUGCUGUUUUGAGUUGAACUGAAAUAGUGUUGGAAUCAGAGGGGAGUGUUGUUGUCUUCUUCCUUUGCAGAUAAGACUGAAGGGCAUUUUGCCAGGAGCCUGUGGGAAGGACCUAAAUUGUCUGGGAAAGAAACUCGAAGUCGUGAGUCUGGUGGAGCCCUGAGCGUUUCCAAACGCCCUGCUCUGAGUUCAUCCCACCAGUCGGUCUGUGCAGCGUGAGAACUGCCCCGUAACACUAAACCGCUCCGGGUGCAGAUAACGCCUUAGGAACCUUCCUCCUGGCGGAACGAGCCUGCUGUCGGUCAUGGGCAGCUCCGAUGAGACAGCACAUGCCUGUAUAUGUAUCCAUAUGCACCUAAUAGGGAUGUGGUAUCAGCUGGCCGCGGUGAACAAAUUCACGUUGCUGUAAAGGAAAGUGCUUUGUAACUGUGAGUGCCUGAAUGCAUCAGCCUUUGGAUGCGAGCAUCUUCCCCUGAAAUAGCCUUGUGAUAUCCAAGUGCCUGCUCUCUUGGGAGGUCCCUUGGAAGAGCCUGUCUGUUCGUCUGACUGGGUGUGUGACAGGGCUGCCUUGCUUCCAGAGCUGAACCAUGUCCCACCCGUCCUGGCUGCCACCCAAGAGUACCAACGAGCCUCUUGGUCACAUUACUGCAAGGAUGGAGACCACACACACCUUUGGGACUCCCAGCAUCUCUGUGUCCACCCAGCAGACCCCAAAGAAGUUUGCACCUGUGGUUGCCCCCAAACCAAAGUACAACCCAUACAAGCAACCAGGAGGUGAUGGGGACUUCCUUCCUCCCCCGCCCCCUCCUGUGGAUGACCUUGGGAACAUCACAUCAUCACAAGGUGCCUUUCCCCCACCACCCCCUCUGGAUGAUGUUACUUACAAUGUGCAGGUGAAGCCUGGUGGCAAGACGCUUGAGGAGAGGCGGUGCAGUUUAGAUGCAGAAAUCGACUCUCUGACCAGCAUCCUGGCCGACCUAGAGAGCAGCUCUCCAUACAAACCUCGGACUCAACAGGGUUCUGGGACUUCAAGCAGCUCCGCUGCCACCACCCCAUCCGUGUCCACUCCUGUCACUGGCCACAAGCGGAUGAUCAUCCCCAACCAGCCUCCUCUCACCGCCACCAAGAAGUCCACUGCCAAGGGCCCAGGGCAGCCAGCGCCCAUCCCGGUCACUCCCGUUGGCACCCUGAAGCCGCAGCCGGUGCCGGCCUCCUACGCCACGGCCUCCACGCCGAGCCGCCCGGCCUUCAACGUGCAGGUGAGGACGGCGCAGCCCAGCCCUCACUACCAGCCGCCCAGCCCGCAGCCCGGGCACUAUGGCAGCCUGGGGCCCGGCCAGCCCUAUGCCACCGCGCCGUCCCGCCAGCCCGCCGCCCCUCAGUACGGAGCGCCACAGCCCCACGGGCCCAACUACGGCUAUGGCCCUCCGGCCGGCCGGCCCGCCGAGCCUGCCUACGGAUACGCGCCCCCGCAGGGCCGCUACCAGGACCCCUACUACGGGGGGUACGGCGGCAGGAACGGCUCCGAAGCGCCCUACGUGCCGCAGAGCUCCUGGAAGGCCGAGCCGGCGUACCCUGCCAGUAAUGCCAUGGGCCAGGCUCCCCCUGGGCUCUACCAGCCACCGGGCACGAAGAAGACCUACAUCACAGACCCGGUGAUGGCCCCGCAGGUGCCCACCCUGCAGCAGAAGAGUGGGUAUCCAAGCUCUGGACCUGCAUCAAGCACACCUGCCUUCAGGCCUGAGGAUGAGCUGGAACAUCUGACCAAGAAAAUGCUGUAUGACAUGGAGAAUCUUCCCUCUGAUGAGUACUUUGGACGCUGUGCCCGCUGCGGGGAGAAUGUCGUUGGAGAAGGCACUGGUUGUACAGCCAUGGACCAAGUCUUCCAUGUGGAGUGUUUCACCUGUAUAACAUGCAAGAGCAAGCUGAGGGGACAGCCCUUCUACGCUGUGGAGAAGAAAGCCUACUGUGAACCUUGCUACAUUAAAACUCUGGAGCAAUGCAGCGUCUGCGCAAAGCCCAUCAUGGAGAGGAUCCUCCGAGCCACUGGGAAGGCCUACCAUCCCCACUGCUUCACCUGUGUGAUGUGCCAUCGCAGCCUGGACGGGAUCCCCUUCACUGUGGAUGCUGGUGGCAACAUCCACUGCAUUGAGGAUUUCCAUAAGAAAUUUGCCCCAAGGUGUUCUGUGUGUAAGGAGCCCAUCAUGCCAGCCCCGGGACAAGAGGAGACCGUGCGCAUUGUUGCCCUGGAUCGCGACUUCCAUGUCCAGUGCUACCGGUGCGAGGACUGUGGUGGCCUCCUGUCUGAAGGGGACAAUCAGGGCUGUUACCCUCUGGACGGGCACAUCCUUUGCAAGACCUGCAACUCUGCUCGGAUCCAGGCUCUGACUGCCAAGGCCAGCACUGAUCUCUGAGGAUCAACUGUGACCCUCCCCAGGAUGCCCAUUGGGGGAUAUUGCACAAGCUUUGCAUGAUUUCUUUCCAGCCUAGGGUCUGAAACUCUGACACUUAAAAAAAAAAAAAAAAAAAAAAAAAAAAAGUAAAACUGGAAGGCCUUGGAACAAGAGGGCAGUUUGAGAGGCCAUGUUCAGACUGCCCACGACAGGCACCUAAUUUAGACACAAGCGUUCAGGAGGGCAGUGAGUGAGGUAGAGCAGCUGCUCUCUCUGCAGCUGAUGGAGUUAAGGGUCACAGCACCUAAGUUAUCUGCCUGUAGGAGUCUGAACAUGGUCCUUACUAUGUUUCUGUGUUUGAUUCCUGUUUCUUAAGAAGUACAUGAAGGUAGAGGGUGAAAGAUGGCUGAGGUUCCUGCCAAUGUAUUCUGAGAACCUGACCAGCUCUCAUUGAAGUCAUGGGACAUCAAUGUCUGCUGGUGAUUUUAAUAGGAUCUGUAUCACCAGCAGAAGUAGCUCCACUGUCCUAGAAGGAGAGCAGACCCAGCAUUAACACAAACAGUGCAACUGCAACUGUACUGCACCUGAGUGUAGGUGUGAUCUUGUAUCCUUGGGACAGAUGAGUUAUUUCUUAGGCCCUUACUUGUCUCCACUCCCUUCCAGUUCAAUAGGAUUUUUCUUUUACUCAUGAAAGUCUACUUAGCUAUUGCAUAAAUUUAUUCAGUAGUGAUGCUUCCAAUUCACAAUGUAUGAGAAAUCACAGAAAGAUGUGAGCUUGCACACACGGUGCACUACAUACUCACUACACACUACACACAAAACAUGCUUUUGAUUUACCAGAGGCAUAAGCCAGUCAUGUCCAUUGAGCAGAUCUUUAAGGGAUGUGGGGCUGGAAAUACAUUUCUAAAAUCCCAGUGGUUAAAAAAAAGAUGAAAAUGACUACACAGAACUGCAGUGCAAAGCGAUGCUCAAAAAAAUCUUACGCCACUCUCAUACAGCCCAUUCGAGUGGGACCACUGGCAAUGUUGGUCUCUGGGUAGACAUUCAAGCAAUAAAGUCUUACUCCAUCUCCUGUUAUUGCAAUGGGAGGAUUUUUCUUCAACAGUAACAGGGAUUGAAUCAGGCUUUGGGAUGAUAAACAUUUCUUUGAUGUUAACACAUGUGUUCUGUAUUUUUCAAUAAAAAAAAAUCAGAUCUUGUUUCAACAGCAGCAAAAAAGAUCCUCCUAAAUACAUGUUCAGUUUUCAUCCUAAGAAAGCUAAAGAAAGUAUUAAGCCCUUCACUAUGCCUUUCCAGAAAGCAGGCAUAUUUUUUUUCUUCUUCCAUUUUCAUCCCAGCCACUUAUAACUUGCCUCUGGUGAAAUUCAUGGCAGUAGAGUGCUGGGCCAGCAAUAGCAUUUUCAUCUUCAGUCCAGAAUUAAUAUACAGGCCAAGGUAAAUAAAACCUGGGCAUAGGAAAUAAUUUUUUUUCACAUGAAUGUGGGUAUGGGUUUUUUGUUUUAUUUUUUUUUAGUUUGGUUAAUUAAAAACAAAUCAAAAACUUUAAAAUCUAUGGCAUUCUGAGCAGCUAUAAUAGUCUUGUUCAUGAAACCCGUAAUAACUAAGGUGCAAAUUACAUAGUGAGGGAGUAAUUUUCAUAUCACUGAAUUGACAUUAAUAUCUUAUUUGCAGAUGUAAUCAAGGAAAAUACCUUUCUUUGCACUUAAAUUAAGAAGCAGAAUUGAAAUAGUUGCAGUCUGAUUGACCAUAUAAGUGACAAACUGGCACUUUUCAAGAGUAAGUUAUAAGAUUUUUAUUCAUGCAUCCCACUGAAAAACAAUAAGAAUGUGGUGAUUUCCUUUUUGUAUCAGGUUUCUGUUACAGAGAAUAAUUACAUCCACUAAUGCUGAAAAGUUAGAUGAGCUGAACUGAUAGGAAACAAAGGAAAAAUUGUGAUGUGAUACUGCAGCUCCUGCAAAUGGUGCACUUCCUUUCACUUUAGCACUAACCUUUCUGGAAGAGCACUGUGAUAGUAGCUUCAGCUGUCUGUGGUAAAUUCAAAUGCAGAAAUACCAGUCUGAAACCUCCAUUCCUUACAUGGUUUAUAUGUUGGCAAACUUCGCCAGUCAGGGAAGUUUCCCAAAAUUAACAGCUUGAAAUGAAUCCGUCUUUGUAGAAGGGUGGCAUCAUUGAGCAGAAGAGUUUUCCUUCACCACCAUAGAGGCUGUGCUGAAGCAGUUUGACUUUUUAUACUGGAUUUCUACCCUGGCCAGCAAGAAUGUUGCUGCCUCAGACAUAAACAGAUUUUUUGGCACCUUGGCUCCCACCAGGUUCCACCUGGGCUCCUGCUCCCUGAACCGUGGCAUGUAAGGUCCUUCUGAGCUCGUUUCUUGACAAGCAGUCUGUGCCACCACCAGUCCAAAAACCUUGCAAAUACUGAGCAAAUCUAGUUUGAACUAACCCUACAAAAACAAGGGAGGUCAGUGCUGGGAUACAAGCACAGGUGAUAAUGCGAUGCACUGGGGUGCAGAAUGAGCCGUUCAGCAGGCAGAAAAUGUAGCUCUGGCCUUCCUUACUCUUGUGAGUGUUAAAUCAAGUGACUGAUGAGACUCUCUGAAUAACACUGGGGCAAUUGAUGGCAACCUUUGAAGCAGCUGUGCCUUCCAGCACAGAAUGUGGCCUAGACUAAGGAGAGGACCCAAGUUCAGAGCCUUUGGGCUUUUUACAGCCCUGCCACAGGCUGAACUGGAGUGAGUCAUAUCACUCCUUGUUUUCUGCCCUCUGCAUGAGAGAGCUUCUUUGCAGUUUCCCAGAGACAUUAUGGGGAUUAAACUAAUCACAGACUAGCCCAAACUACUGAUUUCUGGUGCUCUAUUUUCUCUUUCCAGAAAAGUUUGCUGGUAUGUAGGCCUGGGAUUCCAGCUCAUUUCAAUGCAUGUGGCCAGGAGAUCCAGCUCUGAAUCCUCUCUGUUAUGAGAGUGCUGUGGUGAGUUGGGCUGGCAUGCAGGGAGGUGAGAGCCAAACUUUUGAAGUAUUAAAUACUUUAUGGAUGAAAUAGGAUUGACAAAGAUUGAACAGUAUUGAUGUUUGAGGUGCUGUGACUGGUUUCUAGACCUGACACAUCUGUGCAAAGGUACUGUGAUGGGGUUUUUUUCACCCCUAGACACCAAAGCCAUCUGCCUGGAAGGAGUGAGUGUCCAAAAGCCUCGUCUUUAUUCUGUGGGGCUUUAUUUUUCAAAAUAGCUAUAAAUAUAUUUGAAAGAUGUUGUAUAUACAUCACAGAGGCUCUCAUCAUCCACAUGUAUAUGGUAAUCUCUCUGCUGAUGCUUCAGGAUUUAAUUAGGAAAUGCUGGUGGGAUUUAUCUCAAUUGCACUGCAAUUAAGAACCACUGGGAUAUGGCUUCAUCACAAUAUUUAUCACAUAUUUAUAAUAUAUCAUGUUUAUCUCUUCCAAAGAAGGAGUCUUUUUGCCAAAGAGACCUUGGUUUUUCAAAGUUGGACCUUCUUAGCCAUGACAAAAAUUCACAUCAUCUGGCUGUGGUAACGUCCAAACUGUUCCUUUCAGAAAGAGUUGGAAGAUCACACAAACAUUUCUGUUCAAGUCUGCAGUUUCUGCUUAUGCUGCUUUGUCUUUGUCUAGCAUUUUUUGGCAAGUAGGGCCUGAUCCCAUGAUUUGUGUGGCCAGACAGGGCCCAGGAUCAGGUUCUAAUUUAGCAAAAUAUUUAAGUCCCUGGGGUUUGUUUAAGCACGGACUUAAAACCAUUGCAUGGUGUGACAUAAGCCAUUAAUACCAGACUGGUUCUUUAUCCCCUGAUCAUACAGGUUUGAUCUGGGUAGGAUGUGGGCACAGUCAAAUUUCUAUCAAAUUACCCAGAGCACAGGAAAUGGCUCCUGUGUCACCCUUAUGCCAACUGUAGGAAAAUACCACAGCUGAUCAAAUGUAGCAUUUAGAUGACAGGAGGCUGAGUUGUUACAAGGUGAGUGCUUUGUGUUGGGUGGCUGUGGCACCUUCCAUAUGUCACAAGUAGCCCUACAGCCAGAUUUACUGUAUCUUUGAGCAAUGGCUUUAAAACUGUCUACUUAAACUUUCUCCAGGAGACUGGGUUGCCUUGGUUACAGCCCAAUCCUUAAGCAUAUCCCCAAGGCUAACACUAGCAUUUUGUGAAUGUGAUGGUUUUAUUGUCACUUACUUUAUUCACUGAACAUUGCUUUUAAAAACAGAAAGCCACAUCAAUUCUUUAGCCUAUCAGAUAACAAGCCUUUAAUUUUGGUUUUGGGAGGGGUGUUAAUAUUUUAAUUCUUAGAUUUUUAUCAUGGCUGCAAAACACUUGGGUAAUGACUUAAUCAUAGAGGUGUGGGAGUACCGAAGUGUUUGUCACUCUACAUAACCGUGUUCAUCCUGAUAGCAGGAGCGAGACUUUCACAAAACACAGGCCUUAAGUUGAUUUUCUGCCUAUCAGCAAAAUGUGCCUGAGAAGAAUGAGAAAAAAGUGUCUUUAAAGAAAUGGUGGUUGUUAAAGAGAACACAUGACAAGUCUGUCUGAAAUCUCUUUGGACCUGUUAUGGCUGCUGCCUGGCUGUGGUUAACUCAAGCCUGGCUUAGUCAGGUUUUAUCAGCAUUUAUCAGUAUUGAUAAAUGCUGGUUCCUUUUGAUUUUGAGAAAGUCUGGAAGGCAAGGGAUAACAGGACCCAAGAGAAGGUUCUUGAGAGAAAUCCUGUGUCAAGGAUAGACACAUGGUGCUUGUGCUGAGUGGCUCCAAAAGGGUUUGAGUUGCUGACUGGUGUCUGUUGGUGUCUGGUUCCUGCAGUUGGGGCACAGUGUUGAUUUGCUGUUUGUUCAGCAGCCUGGGUGGACAACACCUCACACAGGUUCAGUACUGCAAGCUGGGACUGUUGGAGAGGAGGUGUUGAACCAUCCCAUGGUGGUGAAAUUCCCACGAGAAAACACCAGCAAUGGUAACUGAGGGUUUGUUGUGGAAGGAGGGCAGGAACGGCUUCAUAACCUACAGGUUAGUAAAAUACAGACCAAGAAAGCUGUGAGAACACUAUUUCCACUUAAAUCUGGUUGCAAUUUUUACUCUAAAUUACGUGAUACCAGAAGGGCCAUUUUUUAAUGAGAAGGUCUCUUUGCAAUGUUACCCACAACAUUUUCAGGGGGUCGUUUUUGCUGUUAUGAUUAAAAUUAUACUGAAUUUUUAUCUAAAUAAAUUUCAGAAUUGCUAACAAAUAUUUUUAUUUCUCAAAGAUCCAUGUUGUCUUUCACAGUUUUUUGUAGUUCUUGGGUUUCUUCUACUGGCAGAUUAAAGUUUCUGUUACCAUUUUGAAAAUUUCUUUGGAUAAAAAUUCUAUUAAAACCAAGCAAAUGUUCUUGGGAAAUGGUUCAGUAUUGGACCUGGAGAAAUAAAAAAAGCUUUGAAAGUUUUCACAAAAUAUUUUUUCCCAAUUUUUAACUAGUUUUGCUGAUUUUGAAGUCACUGUUUCCUUUGUUAGAAUAAUCCAAGUAAAUAACAGUGUUACUUCUAUUGGAUUCAUUUUUCUUACCCAUCUUAAAGCCAUGGAGUGGCUGGCUAUAGGGACUGCCAGUAUCUUUUUCUGUGGCAACUUCAAAUUUCUUAUUUGUUUUUAUCUUGAGGUCUCUUUCUGUUUGGCUUUUCCCCCUGAAAUUACUGAAGACUAUAAGCUCAUUAUGGCAACUGCCAUGAAAAUCAAGAGAUACUGAUUGAACUUCAUCUCCUUUCUGGGCUUGGGAAUGGUAUUUUUCCUUAAACAUUUCUAGAAAUAUUACCUGUCUUCCUCAGCAUUUCAACUUUUUAUUUGCAACAGUUGGUUUCCCAACUGGCAUUUGGAGCCUGAUAGAGAACAGACUUUACACCUGUGAAAUGAUAACAUUCACCCAGCAUCUAAAAAUCUAAGAGAAAAAACGUAACCUCAGUAGGUUUCCUGGUGGACAUUGAGCUCUCACUUUAGCCUGGAAAUUUUCUGCUGUAGUGUGAAAAAAUCUAAGUUCCACCCUUGCAGAGCAGUCUGGCAUACAGACACACACAUGUCAUGUGUUUGUGGGGCUGUAGCUGAGUAGAAAUACAGGCUGCAAUAUUGAUGACUGUUGCUUCUUAUACUCCACUGGGCUUUAUUCCUGACUACAUGUCCCUGGUCUCUUUGGCUUCAUGUAAUGUGUGGAAGCACAGGGUUUAUCACGGGUAGCAAGGACAUCCAGUUAAAACUCUUUUUUUUUUUUUUAAACUUUGCUAUUUGUCCAGUAUUCUCAUCCUACCUAGGUAUUUUAGAAAAUGAAGAAGGAAACAGAAGCCCCAGUGGUGGCAUUACCUUUACAAUUCCAGGGGUUAGAGUCACUCCCCAGGAACACCACACUUGGGGUGUCUCUGCUUUUCUGCCUCUGCCUCCCGUUGUCCACAAGCCACCCUCUUACCCACUUUUUCCAUGUCCUCAGUGUGCACUCAUCUUUGCAGUAAAGAUGGUUUCUUACUUACUUCACCGAGGUAUUGUGAGCCUUAGCUAGUAGUUGGAAAAACUUCUUCAGAUCUUUAAUCAAGCAGUUUUGUGUGUCCUUAGUAUCAGUGGCCUGCCAUAUGGAUAUCAAAGAAAAUUGUUAUAAUUAUUGCUUUUUAAAUGAUUAUGAAAUUGUGCCUUACUUUUUCAGUCAUAUUUAACCAUGUAAUUUAGAACCACAUGAUUGCAGGGAUUUACCAUGAAGAAAUAUAUUUGAAGGAUAGUUUGUUUUUUAAAUAUUUUUUUUCCUCAAAAAUGAUUUUAUUAGCUUUUCCUCUUUAUUUUUUCCUCCAGUUAUAUUCUUUUAAUAUGUUUGUAUAAAAGGGCAGCCAGAAUUUGCAUUCGUGAGAGACAGAAGAUUUUAUUUGGUGUUGUAUGUAAAGCUUUCAUUUUCUUUUAUGUUCCUUCAGGAAAAUUCCUCUCUCCCCAAUUACUCAUACUGAGAUGUCUUUAAAUGCAGGCUGACCAGUAAGGGUUUUUUGUUGUUGUUGUUUAAUUUAGUGUGUGGUUUGCUUUGUGGUUGUGGUUUUUCUUUUAAUUAACCAGAUAUCGGCUGCUGGGGAGGCAUUGCACAUUAAUGCAGAACAUUAAUGCUAAUUUUCACAGAAAAGACAAAAUUAGAGUCUUUCCCUGUCUCCAGUGCAGUUUGGUUACUGCUCUGUGUACAACACUAAUAUUAAGCCAGACUGUAAAGGCUAAAUACUCAGAGUGACCUACUUCCAUUCACCAGCAAGAAUCCUUUGUCAGCUGACUCCUGUUUGUUUGUUCAUUUUUAAAUGUCGGAUUACAGAACUAGCAUCUCCUAAAGAUGAAAGAAAACAGUGUUUUCAUGUGCAGGAAAUUUGGGGUUGCAGUAACAGAACAUUUUCUUUGUGAAUUUGGAUGUCAUGGUGUUUUAAGCUCCUGCCUGGAGCCUAAAUCAAUUUGGCCUCUCAUCCAGUUCAUCUAACUGGUGCUCCUAAAAGGCUGCAGCCCUGCAAAAGCUCAUGCAGCAUUUUUGGCUGCCUUCCCUUGCUCCCAUUUGGUACAUAUUUGCACAAUUUAACUGAGCUUUUCUUUCUGCUGAAGGUCAGAUGCAAGCGAUACGAAACACUAAACUUUAUAAACAAGCAAAACCAUUUCAACCACAGCAUUUUGGACUAGAAUGGAUUUUUAGGUGGCGCACUGUCUGCUGGCCUUUGGAGAGGGGAUCCUGAGACUGCAUUGGACUGGAACAGGAUGCAAAGCCACAAGCCUUGUUUUUUUUAAUAAACUACUUACUGUAAUCCAGCUACACAGUUUCAGCCUCACACUUCAGAAGAAGCUUCCAAUGGCUGUGCACGUACAGGCACUUUCUCUCUUGCAGAAAGUGAAACUUUCCCAAC